AUGAGCUCUCAUAAAGCCAUGGACCUCAACUCCUUUCGCAAAGGUGUUAAGGAGGACUGGUUUGCAUCUUCAUCUGCAUUCCAGAAGCAUGUCAUGUAUGGCAAACUUGACACGGGUGACCUAGCUGAUUCACAAUCGUUGAGAGCAGCAUGCGUCUACAUGCACUUUGGUUGGCUUCGAACCUGGAAGUGUUCCAAAUGCAAGGCAUCAACAGUGCUGCAACAAGGUCGUUCAUUGACAGAGAUUCUUUGGGUAUGUAGCCGCAAUCACAGCCACAAACAUUUCCGGAAGUCUGCAGAAGUACCAGCUUUGCCUUUUCUGAGAACUGGGAGUUGGAUGUCCUUUCUGCACUUUCUUGUCAUGAUGAAGAACAACAUGAAGAUCAAAACCAUAGAAGAAGAGCUUCACGGUGCUCACGAAGUCAGUCAUCAGAGGAUCUUCGUCUGGCAGCAGAAAUAUCAUGAUGCUAUACGGGCAUACGUUGACGCAAAAGCAACCUAUAGGAUUGGAGGUCCUGGAGCGCAUGUUGUCGUUGACGAGAGUGGUAUCGGCAAGGUCGGUUGGAUGGUUGGCAAGCAGGCUGUGAAAGCUGGUCGCAUCAUGAAAAAGCCUGCGAGAAUCGUUGCUAGAAAGCCUUGCAAAACGGUUUGGCAUCCUGCUGCAAAACCGCAUCCCAAGAAAAAAGCUGGGACCGCCUUGGACAAGCGCAAGAGCACCAGAUGGCUUUGGGUGGGCGUGGAGUGUGGCAAGAAACAAGUCAAGACGCAUGGUAAGGGAACCAAGAGGGUUGCACUCGAGAUACUUCCGCAUCCUGAAGCAGCUCCGUCGAAGAAACCACGAGGCAAGACAAGUUUGAAGAACGUCAUCGGCAAGCAUAUCAAGUCUCGCUCCACUGUUGUUUCAGAUGGCUGGCUAUCUACACAGAAAGCUGCUGAGGAGCUCAACCUUUCUUCGUCCGCAUGCAACCAUGCGAAAGGUUUCAGAGAUUUGGCGACUGGUGUACAUUCAAAGGAUGCCGAGUCGGAGAUCAGCCGGUUUAAGCUGUGGUGCCGAAGCAAGUGGUCCAAAGUGCGCACGGUCAACCUCAAAGACCAACUGCGGAAGAAGCAGAAGUUGGAUGGUAAAGUGGCUGAGUACAUGCUGCAAACCAAUGUUGGGGAUGCUAUGAAAGUUCCAAUGGGGGUUCUUUUGGAAGCUUUCGCAAUUGCAAGCAAAAGCUGCAAUUGGAAGCCGGUACUUCUGUGA
Symbiodinium sp. CCMP2592 is the source of this 1245-nucleotide messenger RNA. The record is from the annotation of a GenBank genome assembly. NCBI's taxonomy places the organism in Eukaryota, Dinophyceae, Suessiales, Symbiodiniaceae.